GGUCGUAUGAUAUAAAAUUAAUUUAAAAUGUGCUGUUAGUUUCACGAAAGAACAUCAUCUCACUGUAAAAUUCUAUAUUAUGAUUUUAUUCCAUAGAUUUGGAAGUUAUUAGGAAAUAUUACAGAAUAACUGUAUAAUUUCGAUAAGUCUUCUAUUCUUCGACGAAAACGUGACAGAGCCUGAAACUUUCGUGUACAUUUUGUUCCUUUUUAUAAUAUUCGGCAAAAUUUUGACAAAGUAAAUUUGUGACCGAAAGGUCGCACGUAUCAAUGGAGAUAUAUACUUUUGACAAGAGUCUUCAAGAAAGACUGGUAGAAUUAACAGAGAUCUUAUCCAGCAGAGGAGAAAUCGUGCCAGCUUCCCAAAUUCAAGCAGAAUGGUGUUAUCAUGUGGAACUUGUAAUAGAACCUGUUGGUUGGCAGGCAUUGUGGAAAAUACCACGCUUAGUAUGCGAAGAUUUUCAGAUCCACUAUCCCACCAUAGUAGUAGUAGAAGUAGAGCAAGUUGAUUUUGCUGAUCUGUCUGCAUUAGUUAAAAUCACUGCUGUUCAAGAUGAAAUUCAUUUACCCGAGAAGUACGACGUACCUCUUGUGGAACUUUAUCCAACUCAUAGUCAAGCAAAUAAUGUAUUGGAUAUGGUGGGCACUUCCAACUGUAUCGAUCAACUAAGAUUCUUUUAUAAUUACUUAUGGAUGCCGUGGGACUUAGAUGACGAUGACAGUGCUGAUUGGGUGUCUGUACAUUUAGAGACAAGAAUUAGAUUGUUCUUUGACAUGAAAAGGGGUGUCGUUAGUAAAGAGACUAGUGAUGUUAUUAGGAGUUUGAUAAGGGAGGGCAGAGAAGUUCAGCAGAAAAUAUCAAGAUUGGAGGAUACUAUCUCUGAAGAGGAAGAGUCUCAUGAGGUAGUUGAUGGGGGAACAGCAUGUCAACUGAUGAAACUUCACUUUAGACUGCAACAAAUUAAGAGGGAGAUGGAAGUUCUGGAGAAUCCUGCGAUGAGAGAAAUCCUUGUGAAAAAUCGAACUACAUCCUUGAUUAAUGAAAAAAUACAAAGAAGUGAAAGUAAAGAAAGAUGCAUGGAAGGAUACUUUGUGUGGCUUGGUGGUACUCUGGAAGAAAUGAAGGAAGCUAUAAAUAAAGUCCAAGUCUAUUUGCCUGCAGAGUUAUAUUUUAAAAUAUCUGGAUCUUUACACGAGACUCUACAUGCUUGUGAUUCAGGGGACACAGUUGUUGUCGCGGAAGGAACCCAUUACAUUAAAAGUGCUGGGAAUCUGGAAGAAGGGGGUACCAUCAGGGGAGUUCAUAAUGUGGAACGCACUAUUCUUUCUGUGAAAGAUUCUGAAACUGCACCAUCAUUGCUGGACUUUUCUGGCAAUGAAGUAUUAUUAGAAGGUAUUACUGUAGAUGCAGGAGAUCUAAGAGCUGUUGUAAUAGUCAGAGCUGGAAUCACAAAGAUAGUUAAUUGUAAAAUAUGUGCUUCGAAUCAAAGUAUAGUCAAGUUGGGUGUUGUUGUUCUGCCCAAUGCAAAACUGAUUAUAGAAAAUACAGUUUUCGACGGCCUUGGAACUGCCCUAGUUAUUUAUAGUAACGGGGAAGUUCUUAUGAACAACUGUAGUUUUAAAAAUUGCGCAGAGGGCAUACAGUUGUAUGACAAUGUAAAACUGACAGCUAGAAAUUGCUAUCUGAGUCACUUUAAAGAAUACGCAAUGCGACUAGAGACACAAAAAUAUUUGCGCGGUUCGGACAACAAGUGUGGCGGCAAGGAAUUAUUAGUUGGUGUGUCUGAAGUUUCGUUGGACGAAUGUAAAUUCGAGGGCAACGGCAAAGGGGACAUUAUAUUGAAGCAUGGAAAGACAUUUGCUCUGACGAAACAAGAUGGAACCGCAAAUAUGGAAACUUAAAGUAAUUCAACGAAUUAAAUAUUUAGCAAUUUUAUAUUUUUAUUAACACGCAUGUAAUAAUGCUCCUAUGGAAACAUUAAAAUUUUGUAUUUUUUUUUAUACGAAA
Molecule: messenger RNA, 2007 nt
Organism: Dufourea novaeangliae
Lineage: Eukaryota; Metazoa; Arthropoda; Insecta; Hymenoptera; Halictidae
Gene: nesd
Product: SHC SH2 domain-binding protein 1
Exons: 5
Coding region: 270-1901 (543 amino acids)
Biological process (GO): spermatogenesis; male meiosis cytokinesis
Source: RefSeq, a predicted model, not a curated record